Messenger RNA from Pseudozyma flocculosa PF-1, 1872 nucleotides. RefSeq lists its product as uncharacterized. The record is from RefSeq and is a predicted model, not a curated record. Bases 1 to 1872 code for a protein of 623 amino acids. Gene Ontology annotation, molecular function: protein-lysine N-methyltransferase activity; protein binding. NCBI's taxonomy places the organism in Eukaryota, Fungi, Basidiomycota, Ustilaginomycetes, Ustilaginales, Ustilaginaceae. Gene Ontology annotation, biological process: peptidyl-lysine trimethylation; peptidyl-lysine monomethylation. The transcript has a single exon.
AUGCAGCCACCCAUCAAGGACCAAGCCGAAGCCUUCAACCACGUCCUCUUUCGCCUCCUCUCCGACGUAUCGACCCAAGGCCUCACCCCAGAGCAGGUGCGCCAGUCGGUGCCGCUCGAGGUGUCCGAGGCCGUACCCGCAGGCAGAGGUCUCGUCUUCACGGAGGAUAUCCGCCCAGGACAGCUCCUCCUCUCCCUCCCUCCACGCUCGCUCCUCCAUCCCAACACUCUCGCGCCCUACCUCCCUCGCGACCUCAUCCCUUCCAAGCAGCAGACCUGCGCAACCAAUGCAGGCGACAGCCCUCCAAAGCUCUCAACCCCGCAGGCGAUAUCCCUCGUGCUUCAGAAGUGGCACAUCAGGAAGCGCGUCCAAGCUGCCACGCCUUUAUCAGGCUCCGACGACGGGCCCGAGGCGAGCUUCCUGAACCACUUCGCUGCGACCCUGCCACGGCGCUUCGACACCGUCCCCCUGUUCUGGCUCAUCUACACCAGGCUGCCAACAUCAGCAGAACCAGACGAUGGCGCACUCUCACUCGGACUCGGGGACGCGCCCAACCUGAUAGGCCGCAGGCUACAAUUUUACGAAGAGCUGCUCAAGGCGCUCCCCCGGCAGAGUCGAAGGCUGCUCGAUCGCGUAGUCGAGCGCUUCGACAGAGACUUCAGGCGGAUCGAGGAGGUGCAUCAUCAAGAUCCAUCCAUCCUGGCGCUCCCUGACCACCUGACCAAAACGACAGGCCACAGCAUACGCCUGGCCGAGUUCCUCUGGGCUUGGCUCUGCGUCAAUUCCCGCUGCAUCUUCUUCCCGCUCGGCCUGCAAGCCCACUCGGACAACUUCACCCUUGCGCCCUUCCUGGAUAUGGCCAACCACACCUCGCAACCCUCGCUCGAGUGCCGGGUGCAGUUCAACCCCGCGGGGGGCCUGGAGCUGUACGCCCCGCCCCCCUCUGCGCGCCCUCUUCACCUCGGCCGCAAGGGCAUGCGCAAGGGCGACGAGUGCCUCAUCACCUAUGGCGCCCACUCCAACGCCUCGCUGCUGUCCGAGUACGGCUUCGUCCUGCCCGGGGUCUGCCCUUCCGACGAGGAGGAUGCACGGCCUCGCGAGGACGAGGGUGCCGCUUCCGACGGGGCGACGUGGAAGGGCAAUCGGUACUGCGAAGUCAGCGUCGACGCAGAGGUCGAACGGCUCUUUGACGAGCAGGGCGAGGCCGGACAGCGCAAGAUGGAGCUGCUCCAGGACCGCGGCUACUGGGGCGACUACACGCUGCAUCCCCAUCCAGCGCCAGCGCAUCCCUCCCACCGACUCGUUCCCGCGCUGCGCCUGCUCGCGCUUCGGCUGCCGAAAGCUGCCGUCGCGAGCCCGGUGGUGACGCCUGCUCUCGAGGGCAAGCACAUAGACAAGACCCGCAGGCUCGACAAGGAAAGAGGCGCCGCGGCCGCCAAGGUCUCGUCGCACGCUCCGGAUCGGUCAAAGACUGGAGGCAAACGCCAAGCGAAGCUGCUCAGCUACACGCCGCAGACUGAUGCGGAAGGGGAGCGGCUGCUCGCCAACUGGGAAGCGACGCUGACGGGACACGAGGAGACCGUCUCGCCGCAGAACGAGGCGGACGCGCACGAGCUCCUCGUCACGCUCUGCGACCGACUCGCCCGCGCGUACCGCGAGCAUACCGAGGCGAUCGACGAGGCCGAGCGCGUCCUCACCAAGGUGCUUCCGGCAACACCGAUCCUGACGUUGCAGGACGAGGACCGACCAAAGCUCGAGCGCGAUCUGCAGGGGUGCAGGACCUCGCUCGAGUUCGUGCGGCAGCUCGUCGAGGAAGAGCUGCAGAUCACCCACCUGGUCAGACGGCAGGCCGAAGCGCAGACGGAGUGGUAG